UGAAAACUGUGCGGUUGAGGUUCAGUUCGAGUGUCCACCCCGAGGUUUCGUGUGUGCGUUCGUUGUUCGUUGUGUAUCUCCAGAAAAGCAAGAAAAGCAAUCCUAGCAACAAUGGCUUUGGAGCGUCAAGUUCGUGCCAAGAUCGCCGGCAAGCGUGACCUGGAGAAGGAUAAGGAGGCACAGUACUGGAUCGAGGAGGUGCUCGGUGAGAAGUUCCCGGGUGGUGUCCUGUACGAGGAUGCACUCCGGGAUGGACUGAUCCUGUGCAAGCUGAUCAACAAGCUGGAACCGGGAGCAGUUGCCAAGAUCAACACGUCCGGUGGUCAGUUCAAGAUGAUGGAGAACAUCAACCUGUUCCAGCAGGCGAUCAAGAAAUACGGUGUGCCCGAUCUGGACGUCUUCCAGACGGUGGAUCUGUACGAGAAAAAGGACAUAGCGCAGGUGACGAGCACAGUGUUUGCGCUUGGCCGUGCGUGUUACAAGCAUCCCGAGUUCAAAGGACCUUUCCUUGGCCCGAAACCAGCCGAUGAGUGCAAGCGCAACUUCACCGAAGAGCAGAUGAACGCCGGCCAAACCAUUAUUGGACUGCAGGCUGGCACCAACAAGGGCGCGAACCAGGCAGGCCAGAACCUUGGCGCCGGUCGUAAAAUUAUUCUCGGCAAGUAAGCCAAACUGCCCUGCGCGGACGGCUCGGGCCGGAAAUGUGUACAAACGGCAUCGGCCAGCACCGCUACACACCCACAUACGCAUCACAUACACACAUACCCAUGAUCUGCAUUAGCACCCUUUCCCUUAUCCAUUGAGAAACAUUACAAGCGAGCGUGUAAGAUACGAUGUAGAGCGACGAAGGACGAACCGCGAGGACGAAAGGCGGGAACUGGUAUUACUGACUAUCGCGUACGGCUUUAUACACCUUGGUUUUAUGUAAAUCUCGCUCCCACGCCCUGCUCCAGCGAGGAGACCGGGGAGCGAGGGGCGUGUAUUGUAAGUGAAGAGCAAGGAAAUUCGUUGAUAAUUUAUCUGUAAUAAAAUUAAUUCUAUUUCGUAAAAAACAAACCCA
Molecule: messenger RNA, 1060 nt
Organism: Anopheles nili
Lineage: Eukaryota; Metazoa; Arthropoda; Insecta; Diptera; Culicidae
Gene: Mp20
Product: muscle-specific protein 20
Exons: 3
Coding region: 112-666 (184 amino acids)
Molecular function (GO): protein binding
Source: RefSeq, a predicted model, not a curated record